This is a messenger RNA of Perca fluviatilis (European perch), 6224 nucleotides long. RefSeq names its product calcitonin receptor (gene calcr). Gene Ontology annotation, cellular component: axon; plasma membrane. Gene Ontology annotation, molecular function: amylin receptor activity; calcitonin receptor activity. The transcript is spliced from 22 exons. Gene Ontology annotation, biological process: positive regulation of cytosolic calcium ion concentration; adenylate cyclase-activating G protein-coupled receptor signaling pathway; cell surface receptor signaling pathway. Lineage: Eukaryota; Metazoa; Chordata; Actinopteri; Perciformes; Percidae. The record is from RefSeq and is a predicted model, not a curated record. The coding region runs from base 356 to 2800 and encodes 814 amino acids.
UUACCGGGCAGUAAACUGUCACCGCUCAUAACGGCUACAGACCGGUGCCCUGCCCAACACUCCUCUACCGCGCGCACCGCCGGUCAUUAAUUCAUCUCAUAAAAAAGCAGACACCUGGGCAAAGCGGCGGCAGUAGCAGCAUUUGAUUGAUUUUUAUUAUGGGUUUUAUCUCCGUGGAUUCACAAAAUAAAGUUCUUUUUUUAUUAACGCUGCGUUUAAUAGGAGAGCAAAAGCUGCGAGUCAGUCUCUGAGAAAGGACAACACCGGGCUUCUCUGGACCUCCUCAGCAUCCGUUUCUUUUACCGGGGCUGCUGUUUGUAAAAUCUGUUGAAAGAUUUGCCUGCGAGAGGAAGAUAUGAAGUUAGCGGGCUCCCUUUGGAUCCUUUGGUUUCUCCUGGUGCGCAGGGUGGCGGGAGGUGCUGAGUCAAUCUCAGAUCCAUCACUCAGGCCAGGAAAUAGCAUGACAGAUGGACAGAACCAGGCGGUGAGCCAGGGUCAAUAUAAAUGCCUUGAGCUGUCCAGCAAAGACUACCAAGAAAACAGAACCGGUACGUUCUGCGAACGUAUGUGGGAUGGCUUUUUGUGCUGGGACGAGACACCGGCUGGGAUGUCUGUAACACAAAACUGUCCAGAUCACCCUGACCUGGACCCAACUGAAAAAGUGACCAAAUAUUGUGCUGAAUUGGGUAACUGGGUCCAGACAGGGUCAACCACUUGUCAACCAGCUUCAAAGAACAAGUUAGAGAAGGAAGUUCCCCAUUUUUUAAGGGAUGCUGCUGGAGAGCCUACCACAGAGGCCACAGAGGUUAACACAGAAAAAGGCAGCAUUGUGGAAAAAAUGAUCCUCAAGAAUGAAAUGAAAUGCUCAGAGAAAAUGAAGCAAGAUCUACCUUAUAACAAAUCAGGGCUGCACUGCAGUCGUAACUGGGAUGGCUUGCUGUGCUGGGACGACACUCCAGCGGGAACCUACGCCUCCCAAAACUGCCCCAAUUAUUUUGGCGACAUUGACCCCACAGAAAAGGUAACUAAGUACUGUGGAGAGGAUGGUCAGUGGUUUCACCAUCCAGAGUUCAAUAGGAUUUGGACCAACUAUACACUCAGCGCAACCACCCAUGAGAAGAGACUGAGGAAACUGAAAAUGCUUGAGAAUGAAUACAAAUGCCUCCAGAAACUAUGUCGAGACCCACCUUUUAACAAAUCAGCGCUGCACUGCAGUCGUACCUGGGAUGGCUGGCUGUGCUGGGACGACACUCCAGCCGGAACCUUCGCCUCCCAGAACUGCCCAGAUUAUCUUUUUGACUUUGAUCCCACAGAAAAGGCAACUAAGUAUUGUGGAGAAGACGGACAGUGGUUUCACCAUCCAGAGAGCAAUACGACUUGGACCAAUUAUACACUCUGUGCUAUCAACACUAAGGAGAGGUUGAAGGCAGCCUCCCAUCUCUCAGGGAACACAGAUGUAGAGCCGGCUGAUGAGGCCACAGUCAGCCCCUUGGUUAACCCAGAAGAAGACGAAAUUGUGAGAAAGAAAAUCCUUGACAGCCAGUACAAAUGCUUCGAGAAAAUAAAUCGAGAUGCACCCUAUAACAAAUCAGGGCUGCACUGCAGUCGUAACUGGGAUGGCUGGCUGUGCUGGGAUGACACUCCAGCGGGAACAUACACCUCUCAAAACUGCCCCAAUUAUUUUGCUGACUUUGACCCGACAGAAAAGGCCAUUAAGUACUGUGGGGAGGACGGGCAGUGGUUUCGCCACCCGGAUACCAACAACACUUGGUCCAACUACACACUCUGCAACGAAAACACUAAGGCAAAGUUGAAGUCAGCGUACAUCAUGUUUUACAUGGCCAUUGUGGGUCACGCUUUAUCCAUAGCCUCCCUGCUCAUCUCUCUGGCCAUCUUCUUCUACUUCAGGAGUCUGAGCUGUCAAAGGAUCACCCUGCACAAGAACCUCUUCUGCUCCUAUGUACUCAAUUCAGCCCUCACCAUCAUCUCCCUCGUAGCAGUUGUGAAUAAUCCUGAAGUGGUGGGCAGAAACCCAGUUUACUGUAAGGUGUUGCACUUCUUCCACAUGUACAUGCUGGGCUGCAAUUAUUUCUGGAUGCUGUGUGAAGGUAUCUACCUGCACACGCUCAUCGUAGUGGCUGUGUUUGCAGAGGAGCAGCAUCUGCACUGGUAUUACCUCCUGGGCUGGGGUUUUCCUCUAGUGCCUGCUUCCAUCCACGCCGUGGCAAGGAAAAAGUAUUUUGAUGACAACUGUUGGAUGAGUGUGGAAACCCAUCUGCUCUACGCGGUCCAUGGUCCGAUAGUGGCAGCGCUUCUUGUGAACCUCUUCUUUUUACUAAAUAUUAUAAGAGUGUUGGUGACCAAGUUGAGAGACACACACCGGGCAGAGUCCAACAUGUACAUGAAGGCAGUGAGAGCCACCCUGAUCUUGGUGCCCCUGCUGGGAAUACAGUUUGUCAUUAUUCCCUGGAGGCCAGAGAACCCCUUAGCUGGGGAGGUCUACGAGUACAUCAUGCACAUACUAAUGCACUACCAGGGAUUACUGGUAGCAACAAUAUUCUGCUUCUUCAACGGAGAGGUGCAGGCAGCUCUGAAGAGACAGUGGAUGCAGUAUAAAACCCAGUGGGGUCAGAGACGAAAGGACCACUGCUCAAUGCGCUCCACGUCCUACACAGCCACCUCCAUCACCGAGGUACCCGCCUUCAUGUACCACCAUGACUGUAACAGCGAACACUUGAACGGGCGCAAUACUGAGGACUCUGAACUGGUGGCACUAAAAUCAGGAGAGACGUAUGCUUGAACAGCCGAAGAAGAGCAGGGAACGGAGAUGUACAGUAAGAAAGGAAAAUCCGGGUUGCCCGCAAUAUCUCAGUGAUUAAAGCUCAGAGGCUGAUGCCCAAGACAAUGAUACGGGUCCGGAAAAAAAGAGCUUAUCGCAACGGAGAUGGAUUAGCUAAAAGGCUGACACUUCAUUUUACUUUACAUUGCUGUUGCGGCUGCUUUCUAAGAACUUUGAUGUCAAGAACUUGUGGCAUGAUACAAGAGCUGCUUUUGACAUGUGUCACUUCCUAAAGCUGCUAAUACUGCGGAAGCUUGUGCUGGUGUGGAGACUAAAAUAACUGUGAUGAAGGUUUGGGCGGUGUUUUCUGUUGGAGACGAUGGUGCUGAAGGUGACAGUGAUGAUGAUAUUGGUUCGUAUUGACAUGAGGUACAGGUGAAUAGUGUUAAUGGUGUCAUGAUGAUGAUUUUUAAAGUGAAGUAGAAGAACCAAUCCUUUCUAACCUCACCUAUACCAAAGGGUACUGUAUGUUGGGCACAGCCAUGAAGGGGGUGUACCAGGUCCAGCUGAGAACAGAUGUGGUACCCUAAAGCUAAAGACACACGCAUACACACACCAACAAACUUCACAAACCUGAUCCUAUGUGCCAUGAUAGAGGUCACAUUUCAAAAAGCCCUCUGUGUUUGAAGCUCUGGAAUUGUGUACAUAAUGUAUGUUUCUUUUGAAGAAAAAAAAAAGUGUUUAAAUGUUUUUAAAGGAUUUUAUUUUUGUUUUCUAUUAAUAUUUUAUUCUUGCCAAUUCCUAAGUACGUGCUAAGUGUGUGUCCUGUGAUGCUGCACUCCCAACUGCUUUGUUGUUUUUUGCAGUUGCUGUAUUUGUGCCGAUGCUGAACAUCACAGGGCUAAGAAGCAAAAAAUAAGCUAAAUGCACAAAACAAAUUCUAUAAAUAAAAAACUUUAUUUUGAGGUUGAACAGCCACAAGAGUUGUUUCCAUGCAUAUGAGAUAAUUAUGUUCUUAGCUGUGCCAAUGAUUCUGACAAACAAGCAGUUUAUCUGCAGUGUGGAAGCUGCACUGUCUGAUUUUACUCAUAAUCAUCCUUUGUCAUGCUCACGAUGCCUUCGAUCUAUCUCCUGUUUUUUUUAAAGUGGUACUCCGUCCUCCAUGCAUAUUUAUUCAUGAAUAUUGUAGCAUUUUUUUAUGAAUGAACAUCCAGGACAAAGGAUAGGCUUGUUAAAAAUAAAAUGAGAGAUAACAUCCAUAUUGUAUGCACAGAGUCAACAAAUUCAUAUCUUUUAAGGCAUGUUCACAUCUUGCUCACAAUCUUGCACAGACAGAAAACAUGAAUAAUCUUUACCCUAAAUGCGUUCAUAUUACUCUAUUGUCAUUGUAUUGCUGCUUUGUCAUAAUAGGAUUUGGGAGGAUGAAAGUUAUAAGUCUCUUAAUGGCCAUGGUGCAUUUCAGUGUGAAUACAAAGAAAAGACCACUCUUAGUUUGCUUUGUAUCAGUAGCCACCAUCUUAGUUCUGCUGAAACUUGGAUUAAUGAAUUGUCUCGCAUUUAUCUAAAAAAGUUACAUAGAAGCCCAAUGAGCUUCAAAGCUGUAAAUCUAAUAGCAGCAUUUUAAUUCAGCCAGGGAAAAACAUUUAUCAUCCUAAAGUGCAUAGCCAAUAAAGCCUCUAGCUGGCUCAGACUGCUGUGAUUAGUUUGUUGCCGCUCCCCGUUUACGUGGUGGGGAAAAAGGAACUAAAAUCUUUGUAAGACACAGAGAUAUUCUGUUAUUGUUAACAAACUCCAUGAAAAGAUAAAACCAACAAUGCAUUAGUCCGUCUCACAAUAGUUUUCAACUUCCCUAUCCUGACUGUGGUACUCAGCAUCAUUCCUAAUAGAGAGCUAAAUAUUUAAAAACAUUUUAAAAUGUAGUAAUUUUUCAAAACCGCUGGACACUGUAGUUUCUAGCAAAUUUCACUCAAACAGGAGUAAACAGUGCUUUUGUUGGGGACUAUUUCCACUUGUGCAUUAAUGCACAUGGUGUAUUACAGUAGUAAGUAUUUACAGCAGGAAAGUGUAUGUAGCAUUGACUCAAAAUAUACUACAGUGCCCAUGUUUAUGGUAAUGAAGGAGCAUGUCAACCAGGGCAACAGUGUGGUGUGUUUUUAAGAGUUUUGAGACAACAAUGAGGUGCAGAGGAACAAGCUAUAUCAGGCACUGGAUAAACAGACAAUACUUCAUUGUUGAUUCUGGUCUUUUCAUUGGAUUUGCAGACAAAAACAAGAAUAUUAAUAUCACUAGACCUUUAGACCUUUAUAAUUGUAAACCUAAUUUGGCUAUCUGCAAUGACAUGUUUAGUUCUACUCACAUUUUCUGUCUGCAUGGGGGCUACUGUGUUAUUAUCUGUUUGGUCAUCAUAUACGGUACAUGAUGGGGGUUAGUGUGUCAUUGUCAGCUGGAAUAACACGAUUGUGUGAGACAUAUGAGAUAUUAGAUGGUAUAAUGAAUUAAAGUUUGAAAUGUAUUAUUCCUGGACCCAUAGAGUAAAGCUAAUAAACAAUUUGCACAUUUAGUCAUAGUAUAAGGCUCUGGAGUCGAUCUUUAUAAUGUGUAAGUAAGUUCACAUACGGCAAUAAUAUUACAUACUAAUUGGCUUAUUAAUUACCAAUAAUACUGUAUAUAAUAAAAUAUAAAUAAUUAACAUUAUAAAAGAUACAUUUUGCUUUCUGCUAUGACAAUAUAACAGGAUUAACAGGACCGUACACAAAAUCACCUUCAAAAAUAUAAAACAUGAUAUAUAAUGGAGAAUUAUCUAGGAAGAAAUUUGAACACCCACCACUGCAAGCUAAUAACAUUAAAUUGGUCUAAUUAGGUUAUUAAAUCAAAUCAUAUCAAUAAAGUUAUCAUAGUCAAGGAUGCAGCUCUUUCCUAGCUGUAAAGUUGCAGUUUAGCCAACAGAAAAUACAUUAGCAAUGAGUCUUAUUUUGUAGCUUUACAUAACAAUCCCCUUAAUUCCCUCUUGAAGACAUUUGGACCUAUUGCAAUACUAUAUUUCAAAUACUUUUUUGUUUUUAGCCAGAUAUAAGGAAGGAAUGGAGAGACAAUCAAUAUGAGAGAAUUACAUCAUCAUGCUUUGAUGGUUUCACUUAUUUAUUUUAGUACAAAAUUCAUCUUCCUUUUCAUCUUUAUAACAGUGAUGUGUCACAGUGUAAGACAUACUAUUAAUCUCUGGGGUUAGGGGACAGACAGAUUCUGUAUAUUUUGUAUGUUCAUGCCCAUGUAAAUACGAACAGACACUGUGUAUAUGAUCGAUUUUUGCACUGUGAAAUACUCUGACAGCUAUAUUUAUGUUCCUGUCAUUUAUUUUCACUUGUGUUUGUCUCUUUCUUCCUCUCAGCUUGGACUGGCAUCAUCUUAAAGCUGAUUAAAAAAAACACUGCAUUUUGUAAAAGCCAAA